CGGGGGGGGAAAUGACGCCGUUAUCCUGCGACAACUACCGAGAUCAAAAUAAAAGCUGGUUUAAGCGUGUCUUAGCUGAGAUAAAUGUAAAUAAAUAAAUGUACUAGUUACAGGAAUGUCUUUAGAGCGCCUUCUACGUGACUUGAAUAUUAAGUCUGAAGUUGAGAAGGAUGGAAGUGUCAUUUCUGUCCUUUCGGAAAUCCGUGAACGCUUCGAGGAGAGAAAUUCAGACAAGCCGAGCAUCCUGAGUCGCACAGCUGAGGUGUUCAGGAUCAGUCCCCUGUCCUGGCUCUUCCCCGAGUUCAGCUCACGGUUACGGAGCACGUAUGCAGACCUGGUGAACUCCUGCACUAAACACGCCGCUUUGCCGUUGUGUGACACGGACAGCGGGACUUUACCGGCCGCCAGCUAUGAAGAGAUCCCAGGAAAAGCCCUGGCGGUCGGGGGAACUCUCCUGGCGCUGAGCGCUCGGCUCGGAGAGGCGGUGAAGUCUGGAGCCUCAGGGGCGAAGGCUUUAAUUCACGCACUCAGUCCUUUGCUGUGUGUCUUCUCCAUCACACACCUGCAGAAGCAGCCGUGGACUGAUAAAUCCUCCAGGAAAUGUGCUCUGGAGCUGCUGAAGCGCACCGUCACAGCCAGUGGAAGCGGCUCAGUGCAGGAGCUGCUGUGUGGAAGUGAUGGAGGCGCAGACACAGGGAUCCUGGGAUCCAUCCUGGACACACUCCAGCCUGACAUGACAAAGGAAACCUGGAAGCGAAACGAAGCGGUCAAACACGUCUUCUCGUGGCUGCUAGUGCAGGUCGGGCGUCCCUGCUUAGCCGACUACUUGGACAAGGUCUUCCCUCCGUCUCUGCUCAUAUCGGACGACUACCGGACGGAGAACAAGGUCCUCGGCGUGCACUGCCUUCAUCACGUCGUCCUUCAUGUGCCUGCUGCUGAUUUGAGGCAGUUUAACCGAGCUCAGGUGCUCUACGACGCCCUCUACAAUCACCUGUACACGUCUGACGCACCGCUCAUACAGGUGGUUCUGCCGUGUCUUAUAGAUUUACUCUCAGUCCUUGAGAAGCCUCUCGGCCACGCAGGAUUACCCCGAACGCCGAACCGCUACGACAGCGUCCUCCGCCUCAUUUUAACGCACAUGGAAAUGGAGCACAAGCUCGCACUGCGCCGGAUCUACGCCAGCAAUCUCCUGCUGUUCGUCGAGAAGAUGGGUAUAGGCAUCGCACGGCAUUUGAAGAGGCUGGAGAGGGUGAUUGUGGGAUAUCUGGAGGUCUCGGAUGGUCCGGAAGAGAAAGCCAGACUCAGCAUAUUGGAGGUUCUAGAGAGGACGAUACAGGUUGCCUGGCCAAGGAUGGCAUGCAGGCUGUCUGUCCUAGCUAGGAGCUUGCUCAGGUUCCUCGUGGACGUCUCUGCAGAGCCUCUGUCUCCUGAGCUCACCGAGGAGCUGUCCAACAGAGCGUCACGCUGCCUGCUGCUGCUGGACCACUGCUCACACGGCGCACUGAGGGUGGAGCUGAAGGAGGUGGACGGCAGCUGUGUGUGUGAGCGAGUGUUAAAGUGCAUACAGGAUUUUACGCGUGCAGAGUGUGUGAGCUGAGCCGAACCGAGCAGCACGGACGCCAUUCGUCACACUGUAAACUUUUUAUUUUGUCAGCGUUAAGAAUAAGAUCAUCAAAUACAUCACGUAUGUUUGUAUGGACGGCUGAAUAAAGCAAACGGACUUCUAAGGUGACGUUUUAAAAAAAAAUCGAUUUCCUGCUUUUGGAAGGUCCGGAAAAAUAAAGGAUGUUCUGUGAUAUGUA
This is a messenger RNA of Ictalurus punctatus (channel catfish), 1802 nucleotides long. RefSeq names its product TELO2 interacting protein 2 (gene tti2). The coding region runs from base 116 to 1597 and encodes 493 amino acids. The transcript has 7 exons. The record is from RefSeq and is a predicted model, not a curated record. Gene Ontology annotation, cellular component: cytosol; centrosome; nucleoplasm. NCBI's taxonomy places the organism in Eukaryota, Metazoa, Chordata, Actinopteri, Siluriformes, Ictaluridae.